This is a messenger RNA of Paracoccidioides lutzii Pb01, 1215 nucleotides long. RefSeq lists its product as hypothetical. Bases 1 to 1215 code for a protein of 404 amino acids. The transcript is spliced from 4 exons. The record is from RefSeq and is a predicted model, not a curated record.
AUGGAGGAAAAAAGUUCCAGCAUAUUUGCUGUAGCAAUUUCUUUGCUCGUCGCUUCGUGGCUAAUCGUUGCAUUUCGCUGCUACGUGCGCGCAAAACUAACCCGAUGGGGUCUUGACGACAUAUUCGUGAUCGCUGUUUUGUUGAUAUUCACCGGAUGUGCUAGUUGCCUCAUGAAAGCUGCGUCCAUGGGACUUGGGAAACGUACUAAAAGCAUAAAACCACGCGAGGCGAUCAUAGAUUCAUUCAAGUUUUUUUUUAUCGCCGAUCUUUUAUAUAUCACCUCUUCAGGAAUAGUAAAGAUCUCCUUCUGUUUAUCUCUGUUACGAGUUGUCAUCGGACGAGGUUACAUCUACACGAUAUACGCGGUCGGUACAGUUACGGCCAUUUUCACAACUUUCUACUUCUUCUUCGCCCUUUUCUCGUGCUGGCCGGUGGAAUUUGUAUGGGAACAGAUACGAAACCCGAAUAGCGGCGGGACGUGCCGGCAAUAUCAUAAGGUCGUUGCCGGAAGCUAUGCCCACGGUUCAAUCGUUUGUGCGGGUGAUUUGAUACUCGCAUUAGUCCCUGCAUUGAUGAUACGGAAAUUACAAUUAAAUUCUCGUACUAAGUUAUCCGCUGGCCUUCUACUUGGGUUUGGAUCGGUAGCGAGCGUUGCAACCAUAGCCCGUCUUACAUACGUCAAAUAUGGAUACGAUCAGAAAGAUUUCCUCUACACUAACACCGAGAUAAUGAUAUGGUCCAUGGUGGAGAUAGGGGUAAGCAUCAUAGCUAUAUCGGCUGUGACGCUGAAGCCCCUUUUGAUGAAAUACAAAAUCUUCUUCCACUCUCAAGACAGCAAUGCACGCUCGCCGCAUGACCGAGGACGCAUCUACAGGAACGGCGGCGGGGAUUUCACGUACACAAUUGGCUCAGGACCCCCACGGAAAAGCCAUUAUAGUCGACAACAUAGAUCCUCCGCGCAUGGCAAGAUAAGCGCCUCUAGAAUGAGACCUGAUAACACAGUUGCCAAGGGACGGUCAUCAUCGGAGGAAAAUAUCUGGAUAUCGAAAGGGGAUGGGCAGACGAUACCCAGUAGAGACGGAGUCGAUGACGAUUUGGAACUCAUUCCGAGAGGACAAAUACAGAAAGUUGUUGAGUUUUCGACGUCAAGGGUCGCGGCGGAACUGGACAAACAUUCCACACCGACUCCUGAGCAUAGGUAUGAGCAGGCGUAA